UCGGCGCAGGCGCAACGCGGGACGAGGUGCGUGGCGCCAUUUUGCCGGCCUUCUCUGAGGGGGGAUUCAGACGCCGAGGGGAGGCCGAAGGAGCCGAGCUCGGUGCCGCCGUCCGGCUUUGGGGAACGAGACCGCCACCAUCCCGCUCUUUCCCUUCAGGGCGCCUGAGGGCGGAGGCCAGCCCGAGCCGAGCCUCCCGCCGCCGCCCCCGACGGAGCAGAGCCAGACCCGCCCCCGACGGUUCCGGGGACCUGAGAUGGCAGCGCAGUCAGCGCCGAAAGUUGUGCUUAAGAGCACCACCAAGAUGUCCCUCAACGAGCGCUUCACUAACAUGCUGAAGAACAAACAGCCGAUCCCCGUCAACAUUCGAGCCACUAUGCAGCAGCAGCAGCUAGCCAGUGCCCGCAACAGGAGGCUGGCCCAGCAGAUGGAGAACAGACCUUCUGUGCAGGCUGCCUUAAAGCUCAAGCAGAAGAGCUUGAAACAACGCCUGGGGAAGAGCAACAUCCAAGCACGCUUAGGCCGACCGGCAGGACCCCUGUCUCGUGGGACAUUAGGGGGGCGAGGGCUGCCUAUGGGUCAGAGAGGUUUGCCCCGAGGAGCCAUACGUGGUGGGCGUGGAGCGAGAGCAUUGCUACGAGGAGGAAUUCCCCUCAGAGGACAAAGUUUGCUUCGGGGUGGGCGUGGCAUCUCUCCUAGGAUAGGCCUGAGAAGAGGAGGCCUCAGAGGACGUGGGGGGCCUGGCAGAGGCGGACUCAGCAGAGGACCCAUGGGGCGUGGCGGAAUGGGAGGCAGAGGUCGUGGCAUGGCAGGCCGGGGCAGAGGCGGCUUUGGCGGUCGUGGGCGAGGCAGAGGGCGAGGCAGAGGUUCCACCCGCCCCGCGUUGACCAAGGAGCAGCUGGACAACCAGCUGGAUGCCUACAUGUCCAAAACGAAAGGGCACCUGGACGCCGAGCUGGACGCCUACAUGGCCCAGACAGACCCAGAAACCAACGACUGAUGCCCGCUCGCUGUAGACAGUUGCUGUGAUUGUCUUGUGUGGGUCCCUACCCCCCCCCCCCACACACACACACACACCACCCCCUCCAAGUGAAGGACAGCCACAGCUGAUCAUGCAAGGGAGGAAAGGACCUUGCUAGCCUGGGGGGUGGGGAGGGGCAGGCGCUACAACUUUAAUGUGUUCCUUUUACAUUUUGAUACUCUUGUGUUGAACGAAUAGUUGGGGGGGGGUGUUUUUUAUAUAUAUAUAUAUUUCUUAAAACCGUUGGAAAUAUGAAUGUGACUGACCUGCCAUCCCCAGGGGAUGCCCAGUGUGCUAGUGGAGGCAGAACAUUGAGCUGUACUCACCACCCCCUUUUCUCCGCUCCUACAAAGCAGGGGAAGCCUUGCAUGUGCCCCUCCCCUUUUUUCCCCCUCCCCCCACCCAAACAAAUGCGCCAUACUGCAAACUGGAGGACUCCAGUGCUAUUAAACUGUGACCUUGAAGAGAUGCAGCUGCUGUACCUGUUGGAUUUCAAGGUGGCAGCUCUUGCCACGUCAUAAAUAAAUUUCAGGCUCUCCUGGCA
Eublepharis macularius is the source of this 1565-nucleotide messenger RNA. RefSeq names its product chromatin target of PRMT1 (gene CHTOP). The transcript is spliced from 6 exons. NCBI's taxonomy places the organism in Eukaryota, Metazoa, Chordata, Lepidosauria, Squamata, Eublepharidae. The record is from RefSeq and is a predicted model, not a curated record. Bases 257 to 1000 code for a protein of 247 amino acids.